UGAGCUGGGGCUUGAAGCCUCAGCCAGCCCCGGACACCGUAUUGUUAUGUGGAUUGGGAAGGCGGGGAGUGUUUUUGGAGGAGUUUUUUGAGUGCCACCUCCGUUGCAGAAGGGUUCAGGGCCAUGGCCGCCAUAGCUAGAGCUUGGGGGCUUCUCCUCCUUCUGUUACUGCUGCCCUGGCUAGCUCAUGGCUCGUCUAUCAAAUCCGUCCCCGAGCUUGAAUCGCGCAUGUAUGCGUCGCUUGCGGGCUUUCCCUGUGUCCGAUGGCUCAACCUGACUGGGGAGCUUGGUUGCGCUAACCCCGGGCACGGGGCCGUGAGUGCGCCAAUUUUGAGGAUGGGGGACGCUUUGGAUUCUCCCGCGACUGUACUGGUCCCUGCGGAGUCGUUCGAGGAGUUUGUUGAUCGAUUCGGGGAUGAUAAAAAUGUGGUUGGGGUGCUUGUGGAGAACGGAAGUCAGGCUCCAGGGUUCGGAGCUUCGGAUGAUGCGAGGUUUCCGCAGGCUGAAUUCGCGCCGUAUGAGAAUCAAUCCUGGGUUUGGAACCCCUUUGGAUCAGGAAUGAUGCACCGUCGACUCAACUUUCCAGUAUUUUUUCUUUCUUCUCCGGAAAACAUAGAAUUAGCACGAAGACUUGCCUCCCAGAACGUCGAGAAAGGGUCGAAGAGGCCUGCAAAUGUGGUAGAAUUUAACGACGUUAUGCAGACCACUAAAACUGGGACACCCACAACAGAAUCAUGUUUGGGGGAGCUCUCCUGUCUUCCUUUAGGAGGGUACAGCGUCAUGUCGACUUUCCCACCUGUCAAUGUUUCGCAUCCCACCGUGAAGCCCGUCGUGUUGGCGAUGGCGUCCGUAGAUUCAGCAACUUUCUUCCGUGAUGUUGCCCCUGGGGCUGACUCACCAAUGUCAGGAGUUAUAGCCUUGCUUGCAGCGGUUGAUGCACUAUCGCACGUUCCUGACUUUGACAGUUUUUUAAAGAGACUCGUCUUUCUUGUAUUUACGGGAGAGGCGAGGGGCUAUUUGGGAAGUCGACAGUUUUUGGCUCAACUUAAGAAGGGAGCCUUUGCGGAUUAUGGACUAACAUCAAUUCAUCAAAUCCUGGAAGUUGGAUCGGUGGGCCAAGCAUCAGAGGCCACGUUCUUCGUCCAUAAGCAGGCUACAGCAGCAGCCGUCGAUACGCAACAGAUUAUUGAUGCAUUGUAUUUAUCGGCAUCCUCCACGGAUUCAACGGUGAAAUUGGCUAACGAAGACAAUCCAGGGAUACCUCCUUCGAGUCUCAUGACUUUCGUCCAUAAUGAUCCUACUGUUGCUGGUGUUGUCAUUGAAGAAUUCGACACAGCUUUCACAAAUAAGUAUUACAAUAGCGUGGAUGACAACUCGAGUAAUGUGAACUUGCCAUCACUAGUGGUAGCGGCAUCUUUGGUGGCCCGAUCGCUUGUCCUGCUUGCAAGUGACAAUAACUUGAGAUUUGAUUCUCCAAUCUUUGAAUCUAUUCAGGUGAACAUGUCACUGGUGGAGGAAAUGGUGAACUGUUUCUUUGGGACUUCCCCCGGCAUGAGGUGCAGUUUAGUAGAAAGUUUGAUGACUGCAUCCCAUGACGUCGCCAAUCACUAUGUCGGAGUGUUUCAAGCAGAUCCCAGCGUAUCUCCUAACUCGAUGCCAGAAGUGAUUGAUGAUACGACACGAUUUGUGUGGAAUUUUUUAGCCGACCGGACAGCAUUGCCCCGGGAGGAUUUGCACGAGAAAUGUACUUUGGUUUGCAAGAACCCUGACGAAGUAUGCGUCGGAGCAACACAAAGUCAGUUAGGACAGUGUCGCGUGUCUUCAACCAGGUAUGUUCCUGCAUAUUCUCCUCGGCUAAAAUUCCACGACUAUUGGUGGCAAUUGCUUCCUUUAGAGGCUGGUGAUAAGAUGGGAGCAGCUGACCCAGUGUACACUGAAAGCUUCUGGAACAGUAUUAGCAUUCGAUCAUACCAGAAAGAAGACUCCUGGUAUGAAGAGCUUAUUCUCUUCAUUGGGGUGUUUGUAACUUUUGUAUCGAUCCUUUCCAUAACCUGCUCGACAUCUCUUCUCAGAAAACGGCUGAAGCGGGCUUGAUCAAGCUCGUGCAUACUUGCAGGAAAGAUGAUCUCUUUUCAUUUUUCGCAACUUUCAAACCGAUCAGGAUGCCACACUGGUUAGAAGGAUUUCUGACAUGCACCAGGACAAGAAGGUGCACAUACCGAAGGUCUUACAUGGCCAUCUCAGUUAUAGCAAUGACUGGCGUCCUUGAGAGGCGAUGCUGCAGUAAGGCGGUAUACAGUGCCCCUUAUAAUCUGCCAACAUUUGGCUGUGUGUGUGUGUUGAAAUGGAAGACACGUGCAAGUACUGGUAUGGGUAUGAACUUGGCUGCGAUGGGGGGCACCUUAGAACUGGGGUCGUGGAUGUGGAGCUUACGAUUCAUUCCUCGAUUCACCUGUUCGGCUCUGUGGAAAAGUACAUCUGGAGUUCCGCUACUUGUUUGAAGAUUCUGGAAAAUCGGAUUUCUUCGUUACGGCCACAUUCUUAGCAAGUCUGCUGCUCUUCUUGAAUGCAGGAUUGUUCUAUUGGUUACAUAUUCUUUGCGUAAGGUUUCAAAAUGAGGAAAGAUCAAUCUCAUAUGAUGGGUCACAUGGAUUCAAAGGAAGAGAUCAAAACGUGCUACUAGAAUAGCAAAUUUGGAGGCACACAUUUACUUUGGCUUUUGUUGCCACUCCUUUUGGUUGUUCUCGAACCCCCGGAUAGUUUGAGCAUACGACUCGUUGCUUGCUUGUCUUCCCCUGGUUUGCCCUUACAUCUAACUUGUCUUUAGUCUUGUACCCAUCAUUUAAUCUAAUCGUUUUUCAUCCUAGUCUUUGGGGAUAUUUUAUAUUUUUGGGUAUGCUACGUCAAUUCUUGUAGACGCUGGCUAAGAGUUGGACCCCGGGACCAGGAAAGAGGACGCAAAAUGAUGGGUACAAGGACAAGAAGGACAAGCAACAAAAGAUGCCAACGCAAGUGAGGCAGGAGGGUAUUUUAGUUUCUAGAUAUGGGAUUUUUGGUUUUGAACUUUAAUGGAACUCAUUUAAACGAGAUGGACCGCCUACGUUGAUCUGUGAUUAAGUUUUUAUUUUUUAGUUUUA
This is a messenger RNA of Physcomitrium patens, 3137 nucleotides long. Its product is annotated as nicastrin. Gene Ontology annotation, biological process: protein processing. Gene Ontology annotation, cellular component: plasma membrane. The record is from RefSeq and is a predicted model, not a curated record. Lineage: Eukaryota; Viridiplantae; Streptophyta; Bryopsida; Funariales; Funariaceae.